Salmo salar (Atlantic salmon) is the source of this 333-nucleotide messenger RNA. NCBI's taxonomy places the organism in Eukaryota, Metazoa, Chordata, Actinopteri, Salmoniformes, Salmonidae. The record is from RefSeq and is a predicted model, not a curated record.
GGUGUGUCUGUGUGCGUUCUCCCUGCAGCGAUGAAGAAGGGCCGUUUCUGGAUCACCCCCGACCCCUACCACAACGACGACAACAUCCAGAUCGGCCGUGAGGUCAAGAUAUCCUGCCAGGUGGAGGCCACGCCCCCUGAGGAGCUGACGUUUGGUUGGCUGAAGAAUGGGCGUGCCUUGCGUAGCUCUGAGCGAAUGGUGAUCACCCAGACGGACCCUGACACCUCCCCUGGCACGACCAACCUGGACAUCAUCGACCUGAAGUUCACUGACUUUGGCACCUACACCUGUGUGGCUGCGCUGAAGGGAGGGGCAUACCUGAGAUCAGCAUAG